AUGCCUUCCCUCGUGACUUCUCGGUCAGGCUCAAGUUCUUCGAUGAGUUCUGGUAGUCGAUUACAAAAUGGAUUUUCCAGAGUGAAUAGUUUCAAGAGGGAUUGGGGAGAAGAUGAGGAAGAAGAACAAGUUGAAGUUAGUAAGACUACUCUGAAAGGUUCCUCUGGUGCGAUGGAUUGGAGUCCUAGUCCAGAACGAAUAUCAAGGAAAGGCAAUCUUCCACCUCUUCCUUCUGUCCCCACUAAGCCGCCCAACUUCGCUUCUGCUUCUACUUUCAAAUCUAGCAGUAGCACCCCGUCGGCAUCUACAUCUUUGUCAACAGAGACUCCUGCACAAAGAAGAAGGAAAGCAAUCUUAGCCGCAAUGUCACAAAACACCGAUCCAACUCCCAGCCUUCCUACUCCACAACCAUCCCUUCCCACUCAACAAAUCAAACUUGAUUCCAUAGCAUCUGGAUCCAGGUCUUCCAAUGGUAUGCACGCUCACAUGAAAUCUGAUUCAAUCGAAUUUCUGGGGGGUACUUCCCGAAUGCGAGGCUUAGAAAAACCGUCUAUCCGACAAGAAUUACCUUCUUUACCUAGUUUACCUAAGAGAGCUUUACCAUGGGAGGAAGAACAUGCCGCUUCCAAGAAAGCCAAGGCUCGAACCGGAUCUUCAGGCAGAACUUCAGGUCCAACAUUGAAUAUCAAGCAGAAAGUCGUACUGAGUGCAGAACAACAGAAAGUCAUGCAGCUGGUGGUAGCAGAGGGAAAGAGUAUCUUCUUUACAGGUUCAGCAGGUACUGGUAAAUCUGUUCUUCUAAGAGAACUCAUCGUCAAUCUCCGCAAAAAGUACACUUCUGCGCCGGACGCAGUAGCUAUCACAGCUUCAACCGGUAUAGCGGCAUGCAACAUCGGUGGAGUUACCUUGCAUUCUUUUGGUGGCGUGGGAUUAGCGAUUGAAGACGCAAAUUUUUUAGUUGCAAAGUUGAGGAAAAAUAAGAAAGCUGCUGCAAGAUGGCAAAGGACAAAAGUGUUAAUCAUCGAUGAGGUGUCCAUGGUAGAUGGUGGGAUGUUCGACAAGUUCUGUAAGAUCGGUCAGAUAAUACGGAAGAAUGUCAAACCCUUCGGAGGGAUCCAAAUCGUUGUGACUGGUGAUUUCUUCCAAUUACCACCCGUCACUAAAGGGAACUCAAUGCCCAAAUUCUGCUUCGAAGCGGAUAUGUGGCAGGAAACCAUCAAUAUGAGCGUCAAUCUGUCUAAAGUCUUCCGUCAGAAAGACCCGCGGUUUAUCGAUAUGUUGAACGAGAUGCGUUUCGGUAAACUCACUCCUCAGUCGAUCCAAGCCUUCAAAAGUCUAGCACGUUCAGUUGAAUACCAUGGCGACCUCGAAGCUACAGAACUGUUUCCUCGGCGUGAAGAUGUAGACAGAGCCAACUCUGUGAAACUGAAUCAGCUGAAUACGGACGGAUACAGCUAUACGUCGUCAGAUGGAGGGAUGAUUUCUGAUGCUGUCCAACGCGAGAAGCUCCUUGGAAAUUUCAUGGCGACCAAAUUCCUUGAAGUAAAGGUGGAUGCUCAGGUCAUGUUGAUCAAGAAUAUGGAUGAAACUUUGGUCAAUGGUUCAAUGGGCAGAGUAGUAGGAUUUUCUCAUAAACAUAUAUAUUACACUGAUAGCGCAGGGAGAUGGGCUCCUAAUGGUGAUAUGGAGGGAAAAGACGAAGAGGAGAUACACAAGGCUUUGAAAGUACGUGAGGUACUGCAAGAAAAAAUGGCUUCGGGCUUUGCAAAACCCCUUCCGGUGGUUCGAUUUAAUGUACCAGGUGGGACAAGAGAUUUGCUAGUCGAACAUGAUACUUUCAAAUCUGAAUUGCCUAAUGGUGAGGUCCAGGCAUCGAGAAAUCAAAUACCUCUUAUCCUUGCCUGGGCAAUGUCAAUCCAUAAGUCUCAAGGUCAGACGCUGGAUCGAGUGAAAGUCGAUCUUGGCAAAGUAUUCGAAAAAGGUCAAGCGUACGUUGCGCUAUCACGAGCGACCUCGUUGGAAGGAUUGCAAGUGCUUGGGUUCAAUGCAGACAAGGUCAUGGCUCAUCGUAAAGUUGCCAACUGGUCCGCUUCACUCAAAGACCUCAACGUCUGA
Molecule: messenger RNA, 2115 nt
Organism: Kwoniella shivajii
Lineage: Eukaryota; Fungi; Basidiomycota; Tremellomycetes; Tremellales; Cryptococcaceae
Exons: 9
Coding region: 1-2115 (704 amino acids)
Biological process (GO): telomere maintenance; DNA repair
Molecular function (GO): ATP hydrolysis activity; DNA helicase activity
Source: RefSeq, a predicted model, not a curated record